This is a messenger RNA of Syngnathoides biaculeatus (alligator pipefish), 2929 nucleotides long. It is a transcript of the gene cnksr3, whose product is annotated as cnksr family member 3. Gene Ontology annotation, biological process: regulation of signal transduction. Bases 163 to 1830 code for a protein of 555 amino acids. The record is from RefSeq and is a predicted model, not a curated record. The transcript has 13 exons. Gene Ontology annotation, molecular function: protein binding. Gene Ontology annotation, cellular component: cytoplasm; membrane. Lineage: Eukaryota; Metazoa; Chordata; Actinopteri; Syngnathiformes; Syngnathidae.
ACCUGAGACUGACGCGCACGCGCAUCUCUGCCAGUGGAAAACGUGCACGAGGAUAGAGCAGAGCGCUCGCUCUCCACCAUGACCACUACAAAUCACCUGAAUUAUCAAUAACUCCCGACUUUUGAGCGCUUUCCGAGGAUCAUUUGAUUAUUAGAGACAUACAUGGAGGCUGUGAGCACUUGGAGCCCCCAGCAAGUCCUGGACUGGAUGACUGGUCUGGAUGACAGCCUGCAGCAGUACCUCCCGGCCUUUAGGUGGCAGCAGGUGGACGGCGACAAGCUUCUGAAGAUGACUCACCAGGAGCUGACGGCAAUGGGCGUGGUCAAGGUCGGGCAUCAGGAGCUCAUGCUGGAGGCGGUCGACCUGCUCUGCGCACUGAACUACGGCAUGGAGUCGGAAAACCUGAAGACGCUGGUGGCCAAGAUGAGGCUGGCCUACCACAACCUGAGCGGCGCCGUGUCGCAGCGCCGCAAGAACCCGACCUACCAGAGCGACAGCGCCCACCGGCCCUCCAACGACUUCCUCACCGCAGUGGUGGAGCUCAUCGCUGCAGCCAAGAGUCUGCUGUCCUGGAUGGACAGGACUCCCAUGACAAACGCGAGCGAUUUCAUGUCCACCAAAAGCACCAUCAUUCAAUUGUGUCUGGAGCUCACCUCCACGGUCCAGAAGGACUUCACCGUUUAUCAGAUGGAGGAGAAGAGUCUAGAAGUGUCUCAAGCUCUGAACAGCCUAUGUGAGAAGACAGCCCGGGCGACCGCCGACCCGCCCAGGAGCGAAGUGUCGUGCGUGGAGGAGGUUCACAUCCCUGACAUUAAGCCCGGAGAAGGCCUGGGCAUCUACAUCAAGUCCACCUAUGACGGCCUUCACGUCGUCACAGGAACCACAGAAAACUCCCCCGCAGAUAAGACCAAGAGGAUCCACGCUGGCGACGAGGUGAUCCGAGUCAACGAGCAAACGGUGGUGGGUUGGCAGCUGAAGCACCUGGUGGCCAAGUUGAGGGCGGAGUCAGGAAGCAUACGACUGGUGCUGAAGAAGAGGCCGUUGGGAACGACCGGCGCUUUCGCUCCGCCGCCACUGAAAAAUAUGCGCUGGAGACCCCCCCUCGUUCAGGCAUCAUCGGGCCUCCCCAGAUGGCGUCAACCUUCGGACAGCUCUGCACACGGCAAGAAGACGGCCAUUUUGGAUCUGUACAUCCCUCCUCCACCCUGUGCUACGUAUUCGCCUGCUGAGGCGAUUGAGGGCGUGAAGGCAGGGCCCAGAUCUCCCAACUCUUGUCUGGACGCCGAUGUGUCCGUCGCCAGUUGCGUUGGAGCCACCAGAACCGGCGCUAACAUCGCUCCACAAGUCCAGCCACCUAUCCCGGUCUCAGUUCCAGUCCCAGUCCCAGUCCCUGUCCGACUCAGACAGCGUUCCAGUGUACGCGGUUCAGCCAAACCUCGGCCCGUGUCCAUGCCGGCUGAGGUCCUCUCAGGGGUGUCUUGCCAACGCGGGACACAAGGAUGGAAAGGAGGCAGACGUCUUCACCGCUACCUGAGCAACGAGGGCAUCAGUAGCAUCACCGAGGAGGACGAGGAACAGCGCUUCCCGCUGCCGUACCGGCGACACGCGGCGGUCCGCGGGGUGGACCACAUCCGAGGCAGCCAGUGCUUCAUCAGCGCCGACCUGCACAACAGCGCCACCAUCCCCUACCAGGAAGUCGCGUCCAAGAAGACGCCGUCCGCUAAGGCCGCCGCGGCCACCGCCGCCGCCCCCGCAUCUCCGUCUGCCGGCAAACAGUCGACUUCGCUGCUCGGGGGGUGGCUGGCUCGCCUCAGGCUGCUCAGCCACUGACUCCGCGCUUUGACUGACAGCUCAAAAGCAUCCGUUUGAGCAUUGAAGAGUUUUUGUGAAGCACAAGUGAGCCUCACAACCUCAAGACUUCGUCAUUUAGCGCUCAAGUGCUUUCUCAUUACAGUCACCAGCCAUCCAACCCUGCCGCAAAUACCCCCGAAAAGCUUUCUAAUUCUCCAUAGAUGCCGCAAGACGGUGGCAAAGUACUACUUUGGUCAAAAUGAAACUCAUCAACUCACUACCACUUAGUUAGUUCUUGGCACUAAAAUAGCAGCGAGCAGUAUUUUUAUUUAAAUGAAGAACCUUGAUUCACUAACACAUAGUUCCUUGCGGCCAAGAAAAGACCAAAGUGAUACUUUUUUUAUCUUUGGGCCUCAUAAAACUGCAAAUAGGUGAGUUUUUUCUUUUCUUUCUUUUUUUUUUUUUUUUUUGAAGGCUAAGUUCCCGCAAAAAGAUCUGAAUGCCUUCUCUGAAGUUUAUCUUUGAGCCCCAUCUCGUGGCAUCCUGGCGCCCUGGAACUAAGUUGUUGUGAGUUGAAGGGCUUCAUGCUGAAAACUCACCUUGUCACUGUCUCAAAAGCCUUAAGAUUGCGCAAGAUGGCGCCUAAAGCGCUGCUUUGGAGUUCACUUUUUACGGCAAGCUGCUGUCCCGCAUGUACUUUUAACAUGAAUACAUCACUGAACUUUGUAAGUAGCAGUUGUGUAUUUUAAUAAGACAUGACCUCAAAUAUAAUUUUUUUGUUUCUGUUUUACUGUAAAUGAGUUUUGUGUGACAUUUUUACUCAGGACAAAGUUUAACAGUUCACAACUGUCACAAAACUAUCGGGAAUGGACAAUUUCAUCAUCGCUAAUCUGAUGAAAAUCACUCUCGACUGGUCGCUGGUGACAUUGUGGAGCGGAAUGUCGACUAGUCGGCAACCACGCCGCUCUCUUAACUCGCUUCUGUUCGAAAAACGUGCAAUAACUGAAAAUACACUGGCGCAUAUGUAUCUUUAUUUUUUAUUUUUUACAUUUAAUGUUGAUGUCACAUUGCACAUUGUUGCUGUGUUGACCCCUGUAAUGUGUGGAAAAUAUUGUAAAUAAAACCAACUUUGCAUUUA